Molecule: messenger RNA, 1197 nt
Organism: Echinops telfairi (small Madagascar hedgehog)
Lineage: Eukaryota; Metazoa; Chordata; Mammalia; Afrosoricida; Tenrecidae
Gene: MYBPHL
Product: myosin binding protein H like
Exons: 9
Molecular function (GO): protein binding
Source: RefSeq, a predicted model, not a curated record
AUGCAGCAUUGGGAGGGGCGAGGCUCCUGCUCUCUUUCGCUCUCUCUCUCUCACCUCGGGGCCCUCAGGCAGACUUACAUCUGCAAGGUGGGAGCCCCCGUGAACCUCCAAAUCCCAUUCCAGGGAGAGGUCGGUGUGUGGAAUGGGGAGAGGGACUCCGUCCUCUUCAUCCGAGAAGCGCAGCGUGCUGACUCAGGUUGCUACCAGCUGAGUGUGCAGCUGGGUGGGCUGGGGGCCACGGCCACCAUCAACAUCCUGGUGAUCAAGAGGCCAGGCCCUCCCCAGAGUAUCAAGUUGGUUGAUGUUUGGGGCUUCAGCGCUACCCUGGAGUGGACCCCUCCCCAAGACACGGGCAACACGCCCCUUCUGGGAUACACAGUCCAGCGUCUUCUUGGGCCCCCACAGCUGUGGUUCACGGUGCUGGAGCAUUUCCACGGCACCAGCUACACGGUCUGCAACCUCAUCAUCGGCAACUCCUAGGCGUUCUGAGUCUUUGCUGAAAACCAGUGUGGGCUCAGUGAGACCGCCCCGGUCACCUCGGACCUCGCCCACAUCCAGAAAGCAGCUACUAUUUACAAGAUUGAGGAGUUCGCCCAGUGAGAUUUCUCUGAAGCCCCAAAGUUUACUCAGCCACUGGCCGACUGCACCACAAUCACAGGCUCUGACACCCGUCUCUUCUGCUGCGUCCAUGCCUCUCCCAAGCCCAAGAUCGUCUGGCUGAAGAACAAGAUGGACAUCCAAGGUAACCCCAAGUACAGAGCCCUCACUCGCCUGGGGGUCUGCUCUCUGGAUAUCUGAAAGCCUGGCCCCUUCGAUGGGGGCAUCUAUACCUGCAAGGCCAUCAAAGCCCUGGGGGAGGAGGCAUCUGUGGACUGCAGGGUGGAUGUGAAAGAAGGCAGUCGUUCUGUGGUGCGUGAGAAGAGGAGGGGCGAUGACCAGAGACCAAGGCGCGACAGCCACGCUCGUAGCUCCGCUGCCCAGCGCGCCGCCACACUGCGGGACGCGCUCUGCCGGGCGCUCGGGAGCCGAACGCCCCCCGUCGCGGGCACAGCCGGGGGUGCGCAGUCUCACCAAGGAGCCCCAGCCCCUCCGGCUGACUUCCGGCCGGCCGGCCGCUGCAGCCCCGCCUCCCAGGGGCGGGGAAGAUCUGGAUGCACCAAUGACCGCGCGCCUAUGGCAAAAGUGGGUGGAGCCUAG